Tremella mesenterica DSM 1558 is the source of this 5301-nucleotide messenger RNA. RefSeq lists its product as uncharacterized. Lineage: Eukaryota; Fungi; Basidiomycota; Tremellomycetes; Tremellales; Tremellaceae. Gene Ontology annotation, biological process: regulation of DNA-templated transcription; phosphorelay signal transduction system; detection of visible light. The coding region runs from base 1 to 5301 and encodes 1766 amino acids. The record is from RefSeq and is a predicted model, not a curated record. The transcript has 6 exons. Gene Ontology annotation, molecular function: phosphorelay sensor kinase activity; protein binding.
AUGUCCCCCAUCAGUGCCACUUCACCAGCAUCGACUUUUGGUCAAAAUUCUUUCGUCUUUCCAAUUCGGUCCGUCUAUUCCGACAUGACACCUUCCGUUUCACGAAACUCUAUUCCUGAUUCCAGCUCCAAUUCAUCACUCAGUCGACAUCUCUCCAACGCUGGAUUAUCAUCUCGUCCUCCUAGCGGAAAAGGUUUGAGUCGUUUACCGGAAGCACCAAGUCCCGCACCAUAUCAAGAUCCCGCUUUGAAUUCGAUUGAGGAGUUACUCAUGAAACAACUCGGUGAACCUAUCAAACCUACGGGUCCAGCGGUAGCUACUUUUGUUGGAAGAGGUAGGAAAGCUUCGGAACCUAGGGUAUCACCUCCUGGUAAGAAAUCAGAACAUGGAUUGAGUGGCGCACCUCAAGGUUUUUUCAGCGCACCAGAACCAAGCAAGGAAACGAGUGAGAAUGCUUUCUUUCCUCGACGCGCCAGUGAAGGAGAUGAAGAAACAAAGACUUCCAACAGACCAACACCUCAUACACAGGAUAGUUCCAGUACAGUUCGACAAACACCUUUACCUCAGAACCCAUCUGUCGCAGGGAACGGGAAUGGUUUACCUCAAAAAGAACUUCCUCCAGUCGGUCAACCAGAAGAAUUUCCCCGCGAUAUCAACUUCAGAGAUUUCGCAGGUUCGACGAAGCCCGGGGAUCAAUCAUUCAGCUCUGCCGGUAUCGGUCAUGAUCAUCAAAAUCAUACUCCCCUUGUACACCCUCGUCCCAUCCACCCCGGCUCGAAGGGAUUCUCCAACACAUCCACUACCGGAUCUCGCUCUUCUCAAUCUGUAAAUCAUGACUCUGUAUUUGAAAUCGAUGCAAAUGGAGAACCUUCCCUCGUCAACGACUUCAGUAGUAUCAUCCAUCUCGGUGGCUCGAUUGGCGAACCCACACCAAGUCGCUCCAUCUCUGUAUCGGGAACAGGUACUGGUACCGGCACUCGGAGCAGUCACAAGGCUCAGGGAAGUGCAGCGGGAUCUGGGGGUCCCACCGCUCCAUCUCAUGACCAACUCGCUCGUCAUGCGAGGCAGUCAGUACCUCGGGACACUGUACGGGACUUUGUCGAAGAACAAUCUCAUGUUGUAAACAUGAGCGACCCCAACGCCCAUGCCUCUGCCCCAUCGCCAAUACCCCGAGAAGAUACCAGUCAACCACAGAAACCAGUCGCAGAUGGUCAUCCCUCCCAAAAGGAAGACACCGAUCGAAGUCAUCGUUGGAGAGGUUCCAGUGACUCGGACGCCACCACGGUCGAAACGAGUGAACAGGCCACAGCAUCUGCAGAACUCGCAGACAUGAACAGUCUUGAAGAAGAGGCCCCAGUGACCACCGACCGUUUUCAACAUGUUCAAACGGCCGAAGGUAAUUUUCUCCUCACGGGACGUGAAGGAAAGUUAAGACGCUGUGAGGAUGAACCUAUCACCACCCCUGGGGCUGUUCAAGCGUAUGGAGUGUUGAUACUCCUGGAAGAAAAUGUCGAUAAUGAGAUACUUAGCGUUCGACAAGUAUCAGAGGUGCGUCAAUCCAAUAUCCUCCGAGACCAUUUAGAAUAUCUGCCCGAGGGGACUGAUACCCAAUGCGGUGCUUCCGAUGAGGGUCCAUUGACAUUUUUACUCUCGGGGCGCGGUCAACCAGGCAGCGACCCUUCCAUUGAGGAUGGUGAUGACAACAUAUCUGACAGACCCAGACAAUGGACUUGUUGGGUCGCCGCUCAUCGCCCGAAACAGACUUCAUGGCAAAAGACCGAUGCUCGAGGAAACGUAUUAGAUCGUCCCAGGCUUAUCAUACUAGAGUUUGAGCUGGAACACGACGACCUCAACCCACUCAUGAGGCCUUUCCAUCCUACAAUGGAUUCUAGUGGAAAAGAUACACCCGGAACCUCUGGAACCUCUGGAACCUCCGGAACGUCCAGCACCACCACUCCCAGUUCUGGAAGUACGGCUCUCAGUCAGAACUCUGAUUUGAGCUCGGAUACGGAACGAACCACCACUGCUGGGACUACCCCGAGGGCUUCGACCCAGACAGGGUCUGAUGAGACCAAGAACGGUUCCAAACGGCCCACCGUCUCUUCUCAGGAAAACAUCCUCCCAACCCUCCUCCUCUCAACUGAACCUCUGCGCCGUCAAGGUUUGGAAGGACUCGAUGUCGAAAUCCCCUUCGAGCGGAUCAUCGAAAGCACCACCAAUCACGCCAAGCCUCUUCGAGCACUGGAACGAAUGCGGGGUCAAAGAAGUCGACAAAGCGAAGCAUCUAGCGAACCAUCAUCCAAUGGCGGUGGUAGUGGACGACGGAGAUUCCGACAAAGCACCCGCAAAGCCGGGACGAUGGACGUCUUCGCUGUGAUGGGUCAGAUCAACGAACAACUCGGUUCUGCGCCCGACCUACCAACUUUUUUGCGGAUCUUGGUCGGUGUCAUACAGGAUCUCACUCAAUUCCAUCGUGUCUUGAUCUACCAAUUCGACGACAAAUAUAAUGGUCAGGUCGUAACGGAGUUGGUCGAUUUUGGCAAGACGAACGAUCUUUACAGGGGGCUCAUGUUCCCCGCUACCGACAUUCCCGCCCAAGCCAGGAUGCUAUACAUGAUCAACAAAGUCAGACUCCUGUACGACCGCGAUCACCUAACGUCCAGGUUGAUAUUAAGAUAUAAAAGUGACCUUGAUCAUCCUCUCGAUAUGACCCAUUGUCAUCUGCGAGCCAUAUCGCCUAUCCACAUCAAAUAUUUGGGAAAUAUGAAUGUGCGCUCAUCUAUGAGUGUCUCUAUCAUGGCAUUCGGGGAUAUAUGGGGUUUGAUCGCUUGUCAUUCAUACGGACACUACGGCAUGCGUGUUUCAUUCCCUGUCCGACAGUUGCUACGAGUGCUCGCAGAAUCCAUUGCUAAAUAUGUUGAGAAGAUGGCCUACGCAGAACGGCUUCACAUGCGAAAAUUGAUUUCCACCGUCCCCAGCAGGCAGCAUCCAACCGGCUACAUUUUGGCAGAUUCCGAGGAGUUAUUGCACGUCUUCAAUUGUGAUCACGGUCUCCUGGUCAUCAAUGAUAGUUGCAAGAUUUUGGGAAAGGACACCCCAGUUCAUGCAACACUGGCAAUCGCUGAAUAUCUGAAAAUGAAGAAGUUUGAAUUUUUGUUUUCGUCCCACUGUCUCUCGCGAGAUCAUCCCGACUUGAAACUACCCAACACCCCAGACCAGAUCGCUGGUUUGCUGUUUGUUCCCCUCACUGAAAGACAUGGCAAAGAUUACAUCGUCUUCUUCCGCAAAGGCCAAGCGAGAGAGGUUAGAUGGGCCGGCAAACCUUAUAAGGAUGUGAAAGCGGGAGAAGAAGCAAGUCUAGAACCCCGCAAGUCUUUCAGCGUUUGGUCAGAAACAGUGGUCGGAACCAGUCGUCCAUUCACAGACGCAGAGAUGGAGUCAGGGAACGUCCUAGCUCUGGUCUACGGCAAGUUCAUUACUGUCUGGAGAGACAAACAAUCGGCCGUGGCACAAAGCCAAUUCCAUUCACUGCUCAUCGGUCACACCAGUCACGCCGUCCGUACCCCCUUAUCUCACAUCAUCAACACCUUGGAAAUGGCUCUCGCCAAUGAUCUGGAUGACGAUACAAGAUCCAUGUUGGUGGCCUCGCAAACAGCUUCUCGAGCUCUACUCUUCCAUCUUCACGAUCUACUCGACUUGACGCGCGUUGAAACCGGUAACGAAAUUGCCUUCAGCGAUCCGUUCGAUCUUCGACGAACGAUCAAUGAUGCCACACGUGUAUUCAGAGCCGAGACGGAUCGUCGAGGAGUCGAGUUCAGAGUGAUUAUCGAUGAACGUGUUCCACCUCUCAUCAUUGGUGAUUCGCGAAAGAUAAAGACAGUGGUUUCGAAUUUGGUCGCCAACAGUGUAAAGUUCACUCAAAAAGGGUGGAUCGAGGUUUUCUGUGGGAUCUGUCCUCGCGGUGAAUCGAUCACCGAAGGUCAUAUUCCCAUCGAAAUCGUCAUUGCUGAUUCUGGCUGCGGUAUUGAGAACUCGAAACUCGAAUCCUUGUUCGUCACACUUGAAGGAGCGGAUGACGCGAGUAAGGAUGCGGGCAAAAGCUUAGGUCUUGGUUUAGCCGUUGUGGCUCGGAUCGUGGAGCAGCUCAGUGGUCAAUUACGAGCCGAAUCUGAAGUUGGGAUCGGUACCAAAUUCUUCUUCACUUUAUCGAUGCUCGCUCAUGAUCCCGCUUCGGGGACACCGACAAUUGAACAGACAUCAUGGGACAGUAUGGAGGAAUUUGUCCCUCGCCCGCGGACUACUUCGAGCGGAUCAAAUUCCAUCGUCUCUGUUCGAUCGAGUAUGAGCGAGUUGGACCGAUUGGUAAAAGCUAUGGGAAGUUCACACAUUCCAUCCCCUGUCCCUCUUGAUGAUCAACGAUUGAAAGACGCCGAAGAACGAAUGUCUCGACCUGGAACUUUCCCAGUGACGGACAGUUCAUGGCCUGUCCGACCGACAAGGGUUGAUACCGCUACUGAGCAAAUCCGAGCCGCUACCGAAACAGCCAACAACGUCGGAACACCAUCCUCACCAAAAGCCAUCAAGAGGCAUUCAUCUUCUCGCAUUAAAGGAAUCCAUCAUUCUCCGAAGGACAAGAAGAAAUCUACCAGUCCGAUCAAAGCAGUCUCAAAGUCUCCUCCAGUCAGCGAUUCACCGCUCAGCAUGGAGAAGAGACCUCCGGGAAAGUAUAGGGCUUUGGUGGCCGACGACGAUCCGAUCAACUUGAAGAUCAUAGUGAAGAGGCUUAAGGCGGACAAACAUGAAACGGUAGCAGUGACCAAUGGUCAGGAGGCAGUGGAUUGUUUUCGGAAAGACCCGGAUUUUGAUUGUGUCUUUAUGGACAUUCAAAUGCCAAUCAUGGAUGGUCAUGCCGCCACGAGGGAAAUUCGAAGAUUGGAACAAGCAGGAUACGAACCACAUCCCAACCAACCUGUCCGGAUAGAUAAUCAUAUACCCAUUUUCGCAGUAUCGGCAAGUCUAUACGAAAGUGAUCGAGAAUCGUUGACACAAGACUUUGACGGUUUUCUGCUCAAACCUUUAGACGUUACCAGACUGAGAGCUGUGUUGUCGGGAUUGGAAGAUCCGGAGAAAAGAGGGAAAGAGGUGUACUUGCAAGGUCACUGGGAACGGGGUGGAUAUUUACGGCGUAAGUUUGGGUUUCUUCUCUCUAAGAGCGCUUCCCCGGGGGUUUCCUCUUCAUUCUUGGGUCAUCCUCUCUCGUCUACCUCCUACCUGUGUGUCAUCGGUAGCAAUGGUCAAUAG